AUCCCAUGUGCGUCACUAUACAUGUCUUUAUGCUGGAAAUUGCGGAAGGUUUACCCGAAGCACACGGGUUCAGGAACACUGGGUUGACGUUGAUCCCUGAACAAUAAAAACCAAACAGGAACCAGUCAUAUUUAUUUUGCCAACUCAACAAAGACCUGUGCGGGGGCCAAAACUCGCCAGAGAGUUGCAGCACUGUGCUGAAGGAACACAGCACUCGCUCAUUGCAAGGUUUGGCUUGAAUUUGAGGCUUCGACCGGACACAAUGUUGUUAUUUUGCUGGAUCGCAAUCCUCACUGCAAUUAAUUUACCACUAUCACAGGCCACGGUGUGUGGGUAUAGCUGCUCUCAACGUUACACCACAAGCUGCGGUUUUCAGGGCUGGAGCAGAUGUACCAGACACCGGUCUGUAACCUGCUACCGGUGUUGCACAGGAUGGACCGGAAGUACAUCAACUGGUUGCUCAACUCCCAUUUGUUUUGGCUCUACUGUCUCGUGUACCAACGGAGGGGCUUGCACAAGUCCUAACUACUGCAGCAACUGUAACCGAGGCUUCUACUCUCCACGAUGCGAUCGGUGUACAACCAUCGCGAACUGCCUUGAGGUAUUUUGUAGCACUUCCUCAGACCAGAGAUGUGAUCGAUGUGAUGGUGAUUAUGGGUCAGCGCUGGGAUCAGCGUACAACAAGAGUGAUAACAUGAGGCAAUGCAUUAAGCAAUGUUCAUGGAGGAGUGACAGCAAUGCCUGCUACCCGGGAUCCUGCACAAAUUCCCAGUGCACAUGCAGCAGUGGAUUCUCAGGCACUGACUGCAGAACAAUGGGUAUCAGUCAAGCACCAGUCCUAUCCGAGCACCAUGCCACCCUGAUCAAUGGGACAACAACUCUAGAAUCCCCUACCGUCCAGGGCAGUACAGACACUGUCUACACCAACGUACAAGACUUUGUGAGCUUGAGGAUCAACUGGACAAGUUCUUACCAGCCUACUGGUCUACCAGACCUUAGUGGCGGUGGACAUCCAUACAUCCAAAGCAUUGGGCUUGGUGUUGUGGAGGCACGAGCCACAGCCGUUGUGAAUCGGGAUCAGAAUGUUACAUAUUCAAUUGGCUCGACGAAUUGUACAACAUCGACAACUGGAAAUUCGUCCGAACUAAACAAUCCUGCUACAGAUCUGGUAUCCUGUGAAAUCACCUUCACUUUAGACUACAACGCGUGGACACCAACUACAGGAGAUGUACUAAGAUGUGAUGUACAUUCAACAAGUGGCGGCUACAUGGAACUCUAUGACAGGGACCAUUCAAGCAGUAUCAUUACACGCUACUACAAUGGCAGUACAUCCUCCAAUUUCUCAACGUUCACCUUUGACUUUGUUGACCCUUACCACUGUGUGGAUGAUGGCAGAGGAUGCCGGAGGACCAUGCUGGAUACACAGAAUGAUGUUACCACACAGGAAGUAAUUAAUGUUUCUUGGCAAGGCUGGACAGACGAUCUCGCUGGCACAAAAGAAUACGACCUUGAAGUGCGACAGCUGUCAGGUAGCCAUGGUAACCAGCUGACAGAAAUUUUUGACAGUCCCGCCGCUUAUUCUGGAGCACGAUCUGGUCAAAAUGUCACUUUGCCUCAUCCUGGCGUUUAUUCUGUCAUCCUCAGUGUUGUCGACAAUGCCGGCAAUGUCAGACAGAGCAGACGCUUCGUGUUCUUUGACAACGAUCCAGACGACGUCACCAUUCAGAGUAAUUUCUCCCUGUGCGUGGUCUCGGCGACUGAAGAAACUGACUUCAUGUGGUUGACCAAUCUAGACCCCAGCAAAGGGGCGACAUCCGUGCAGCUUGAUUGGACAGGGCAUUUCAUCAAUGAACGUCAUCACAGCCAAGGAUGGUUGAAGCCCAUUGGGUCCUAUGUUGGUGGUACCAUUGAUGCUGAUUAUGAUCAGCACUUUGGGAAGCGUGGCCGUGCAGCCGUCCCUAACGCCCUCGGUGUGACCGAAUUCCGCGUCUUAUACGACAUCGACCACAGUGGUGGAAGGAACGCCGUCAACGUGAGUGAUGACAACUCGGACAACUGGAGUAGUGAAGGCACAAACACACAGGCGAGCUAUAACCUGACCUUAGUGGACGGCGAUUCCAUUCGGUUCUGGGUGGAGGCCAGGGACCUAGCUGGUCACUUUGUGAGGGACAGUGUGUUGGUUCACGCUGAUUCAUCUCCGCCAGUCAUUGAAGAUUUGUUGUCAGUGCCAAAGUUGGCGGGCAUAAGUGUGGAAUGGAGGACUUACGACAUUCACAGCGGAGUAAGGACCAUCGAGUUGCUUCUCUUUGACAACCACACUGGCACAGAGAUGGAACAUGGCAGCCAGACAGUGGCAGCCAAGAAAUUAAAUGCGGAUUUUGAGGACUGUGAGUCCGACAGGUGCUUCUGUAUCCCUAUCGGCGACUGUUAUGAUGCUGACUACGGGAUCAACAUAGAUGCAUCCAACAUUGAUGGCAACUUCGACUACUUCCUCACGUUGACUGUCACCAAUCAUGCAGGACUUGCAUCAUCCAAGACAAUCAAAAUAAAUAGCAUGGUGACUCAGGAUAAUGUGGAGCAAACAGCUGAAUCUCUCGCCACGUUGACCAAUGACACGUCUUCAGUCGAUGACAAUUCGGUAGCCUCUGCCGCUGACAUUCUGGAUAACAUUGUGAACAUUCAAGACACGUCGCCAGAGGUGACAGCGAGUGUUGUCAAGGUGGUCAAUAACCUCCUUCAAGUUGAUGCCAAGAAAUUCAACGACACGUCAAGAGUGGCCAAUUCCUCCUCGCGUAUUGUCCAAGCCUUAGAGAAGCAAAUCUCCAACGUCCUCGCGGCAGGAAAGAACGUCAGCGAGAUCACUACCAGCGUCGCUGUCGUGGCAAUGAAUUUCGACCCCAAGUUACUCAGCAACGGGGUUGGGUUUGGGGCUAUUUCUGGGGGAAACGACAGCGAUUCCCUGGCCGAUGACGACAUUGAUGUUUACCAAGGUUCCGAUGAUGAGAUCCCCUUGGAGGAGGUGGAAGCAUCCAUAGAACUCCCUGCAGAGAUACUGAAGAAUCAUCCUCCUGGUAGCGCCGUGCCAAUUAGUUUUGUCAUGUAUGACAGCAGCAACCUCUUCCACUCCGAAAUGGUAGACAACAGCCAGUCCACGGACACUCCCCUUACCAUCGGCAGUCGUAUCGUAUCUGCCAGUGUGCUGAAUACUGUCAUCAAUGGCCUCCCGCCUGAAAGUCCCGUGGUCAACGCUUUCAACCUGCAAGUAAGUCAGGUGACAGGUCCCAAUGAAGACCCAAAUCGAUUGGAGCAAUGUGUCUUCUGGGACUUCAAUCUUCGUGACGGCAUCGGUGAUUGGUCGACUGAAGGCUGCAGGAAGGGACCUGCCGUCAACGGGCGAACAGUAUGCCUGUGUGACCACGCCACCAACUUCGCUGUACUUGUGAAUAUUCACGGUCAGAAGUAUGCCAGUUUUGCCUUGGAUGUCAUCAGCAAGCUUGGAUGUAGUGUCUCUAUCGUGUCACUCGUUAUCACCAUCCUCAUAUAUUCGGCCAUAAGGUCGUUGAGAUCGAAGACAGCCAGCCGUAUCCUCAUCAGUUUCUGCUGCUCCUUGCUGCUCCUGUAUCUCGUCUUCUUGGCAGGUGUCGAGAAGACCUCCUCCUCCUCCCGCGCUGGAUGCAUCGCUGCAGCUGUCUUGAUGCACUUCUUUGCCCUGACCUCCGUGGCAUGGAUGGGCGUGGAGGCUGCUAACCUGUACCUGAAGCUGGUCAAGAUAUUCAAUGCCGACGUGCAGCACUUCAUGAUCAAGGCGUCCCUUGUAGCCUGGGGAUUUCCUGCACUUGUCAUCACUGUGAUUUUGGCAGUGGAUCAUGAGCAGUACGAUAAUGAACACAGUUGCUUCUUAAAGCCUGGGGCUGCUUUCUACUACGGCCAGCUGCUCAUCAUUGGUAUCAUCCUCCUGUUCAAUGUUGUCGUCUUCGUGCUCGUCCUCCGUAAGCUGACUUGCAGUGCGAGCAAAAUCAAGGACACCUCCGAGGGUAACAGCAAGCGAACUAAGGUCGUGAAGCGCCUGCAGAACAUGGCCUCAGUCUCUGUCCUACUGGGCCUGACCUGGGUCUUCGGUCUGCUGUCCAUCUUCGAUGCUUCCAGUUUCGCCUUCCAGUGGAUCUUUGCUGUGGUGAACUCACUUCAGGGCCUGCUCAUCUUUCUGCUGUUUGUCGUUCGCCAGGAGAAGAUCCGAGAACAUGUGAGUAACCUGGUAAGAGGAAAGAAGGAGGGACACCUGAGCAGCACCUUCCGUACUGGUAAGUACACGAUUAGCACCAGAGGAGAGGGCAGUUCCGUGCAAGAUCCAUCGACUAAAAGUUUGAGUUAUAACAUGAACAAGUCUGAAAUGGUUGGAAAUGAAAAUUACGAAGCAACAACUUCUAAUGGUAUGAGUGAUGACAUGAUCAAGUCUGACAGCGCUGAAAAUGAGGUUCGCGAAACCACUUUUUUUAAGAGUGUGAGUGAUGACGUGGACAAGUCUGAUUGCGCUAAUGAAUGUGAGGUUCGCGACACAACAACUUCUAAGAGUGCGAGUGAUGACAUGAACAAGUCUGGCAAUGAAUAUGAGGUUUUCGAAACAGCAACUUCUAAUGAGAGUGUGAGUGAUAACGUGGACAAGUCUGAUAGCGCUAAUGAAUGUGAGGUUCGCGAAACAACAACCUCUAAGAGUGCGAGUGAUGACAUGAACAAGUCUGGCAGCGCUUACGAAAAUGCGAUUUUCGCUGAGAGUGGCCCAAGUAAAAUGUACAACCUUUCACUUGAUUGAUUGUAUUUCUGGAUCUAGGGACCCAAAAUGAAUGGGGUAAAAAGAAGUGGAUUGAGAAUCAGUCAGGCGUUAAUGUAAUAUAUAAUGUCAUUGAAGGAAAAACAUUAAACGGUUUUAAUUAUUAAAUUGUGUUUUCUGAAUGUUGCACUUUUUAGCACAUCUGUACAUGCACAGAUCUUCCAGACAAAAUUUAAUUUUGAUAAAGGCCUACAAGUUUAUACUUUUGCUGACAUUUUAUUACUUUUACAUGGGUGAAGAGUGUUUGAAAUUAAUGGUUAUCACUUUACAGGCGUAUAUAUUCUUUGAAGUUCAUGUAAUUGUAAUGAAAGAUUUAUCUAACCAAGAAGAAGAAAAGUAAGUUUCUGAACAAUAGCAAAGCGAGGCUUUAUUGAAGUGUUCGGAAAGGUUGUGGUAGGUACCAUG
Patiria miniata (bat star) is the source of this 5233-nucleotide messenger RNA. RefSeq lists its product as uncharacterized. Gene Ontology annotation, molecular function: G protein-coupled receptor activity. The record is from RefSeq and is a predicted model, not a curated record. Gene Ontology annotation, cellular component: membrane. Gene Ontology annotation, biological process: G protein-coupled receptor signaling pathway; cell surface receptor signaling pathway. The transcript is spliced from 23 exons. Lineage: Eukaryota; Metazoa; Echinodermata; Asteroidea; Valvatida; Asterinidae. Bases 263 to 4810 code for a protein of 1515 amino acids.